GGGUCUUUACGCUAUGCACCGGUUCAUAUGUUGUCCUAAGUAUUAUAUUGUAAAACUUUAGCUUUACCUUAGCCAGCAUUUUAGUUUUAAAUUUUUGAUGUUCAACGUUUUCGAUCCGCUCGCGGCUCUAAGCGCGUGCAUGUAUGUCAUCGCCAUGUCAACGUCAAGUGGCUGACAUUGGCAUGAGUUUGCUAACUUCUGAUGUGAUGUCGUCGUACUAGCAAACGUUAGCUACAGACAAACUGCUUUAAGAUGGACAUUUUUCAGAAAAUCGAGAAGAUUGGCGAGGGAACAUAUGGUGUUGUUUAUAAGGCAAAAAAUAAAGUAACAGGCCAAUCCGUAGCGUUGAAAAAGAUUCGCCUUGACGCAGAUACUGAGGGCGUGCCAAGCACCGCCAUAAGAGAGAUAUCACUUCUGAAGGAACUGAAUCAUCCUAACAUAGUGAAGCUUCUGGAUGUGGUCCACACUGAGAAGAAGCUGUACCUUGUGUUUGAGUAUCUGAACCAGGACCUGAAAAAGUACAUGGACUCCUCCCAGCCCUUGGGCCUGACCCUCCCUCUGAUUCAGAGCUACGUGUACCAGCUGCUGCAGGGCAUCGCCUUCUGCCACUCCCACCGCGUGGUCCACCGCGACCUGAAGCCCCAGAACCUGCUGCUCAACCAGGCCGGGGCCAUCAAGCUGGCGGAUUUCGGGCUGGCCCGCGCGUUCGGGGUGCCGCUGCGCAGCUACACGCACGAGGUGGUGACGCUGUGGUACAGAGCGCCCGAAAUCCUGCUGGGCUGCAAGUACUACUCUACCGCCGUGGACAUCUGGAGCAUCGGCUGCAUCUUCGCAGAGAUGGUCGCCAAGCGUCCCCUGUUCCCCGGCGACUCGGAGAUCGACCAGCUGUUCCGGAUCUUCAAGAAGCUGGGCACCCCCAACGAGGGGGUGUGGCCCGGGGUGUCGCAGCUGCCCGACUACAAGUCCCGCUUCCCCCGGUGGGCCCCCCAGGACCUGUCCAAGAUCACCCCGAAACUGCAGCCCUCUGGACUGGACCUGCUGCAGCAACUACUGCUCUACGACCCGUCCCAGCGCAUAUCAGCCAAGGCCGCUCUGACCCACCCCUACUUCCAGGACAUGGGGAGCUGAGUGUGAGGAGGGGUGGGGGCUCCUGCUUGGUCCUGCCGCCCCCCCCCACCACGCGACACCCCCCCCAGGCUGAGGAGGGCCACGCCACGCUUGUGCAUUUCAGGUCCUUUGUUCUGUCUGUUUCGCUGAGUUUCGGGUGCUCUGAAAGGCCGUCGCUCGCUCAGGGGGCCUGUCACCACCCCCCGUGGGGCCACAGGAACCCACAACCCUGCGUCCCCUCUGAGCGACCGAUUCCCUGUUCACCGUGAGCUCGUGUCCUUUCCUGUGGAAUGUGAGAAGGUUUGGACGUUUCUUUUUGACAUAACGGGAGGUGGUUAAGAACAGUUUGUUUGUUGGUUUGCUUGUUUGUCCUUUAUUUAUUGUUGAAGUUCAGAAGUUAUUUUUUUAUACUGCAUGGAAUGACUAUAAAUGCAUGCCAGUUUUAACUUUGAAUAAAAUUUCCGCUUUGCUGAUUGGUUA
Messenger RNA from Anguilla anguilla (European eel), 1587 nucleotides. RefSeq names its product cyclin-dependent kinase 2-like. The record is from RefSeq and is a predicted model, not a curated record. The transcript has 8 exons. Gene Ontology annotation, biological process: protein phosphorylation; signal transduction; regulation of G2/M transition of mitotic cell cycle. Gene Ontology annotation, molecular function: cyclin binding; cyclin-dependent protein serine/threonine kinase activity; ATP binding. NCBI's taxonomy places the organism in Eukaryota, Metazoa, Chordata, Actinopteri, Anguilliformes, Anguillidae. The coding region runs from base 253 to 1128 and encodes 291 amino acids. Gene Ontology annotation, cellular component: cyclin-dependent protein kinase holoenzyme complex; cytoplasm; nucleus.